This is a messenger RNA of Tribolium madens (black flour beetle), 3259 nucleotides long. RefSeq names its product mucin-17-like. Bases 128 to 3163 code for a protein of 1011 amino acids. The record is from RefSeq and is a predicted model, not a curated record. Lineage: Eukaryota; Metazoa; Arthropoda; Insecta; Coleoptera; Tenebrionidae. The transcript is spliced from 13 exons.
CUGUUUGUUUCAACGUUUCUGGCAGUGUGGUCUUUGUUUUUGUGAUUUAUUCUCACUUUUUUGUUAUUUUAGGGUUUGACUUAUUUUCUAAUUGGAGUACCAACGUGUAAAGCAAUCUGUAUCCCUAAUGGAUGAAGAUUUUGAAAUGGCCUCUCCUUCAUUUGCUACCAGUACAGCUACUUUAACUGAAACAGAAGAAAUGGUACGCAAUGCGUUUUCUUCUGAGAGUCUAGUAGCGGAAGCAACUGCAUCAACCGCAAAUGUUGCGGAAUUAACUGAAUUUGAAACGGUCAGCCAAUUAUCUACAAAUGUUGCAACACAGAUCGAUUGUCCAGAAUCUAGAACUGAAGAAUUUACAGAAGAAACUGUUGCUCUUCAAGAGAUGGAGACCAAAGCAAAUUUAGUUGCUACCAAUUGUCUUGGUCCUUUUGCAAAACAAGCAACUACUAUAACCGAACCAGAAGAAACUAUGCCCAAUCCGAUUUCCACUGAGAGUGUAGUAGCUGAAGCAACAUCUUCAACCGCAAAUGUUGCCGAUUUAACUGAAUUUGAAACAGUCAACGAAGCAUCUACAAAUGUUACAACACAGGUUAAUUGUCCAGAUUCUAGAACCGAAGAAAUUACAGAAACUGUUGCUUCUCAGGAGAUGGAAACCAAAGCAAAUUUAGUGGUCUCUUCUUCAGUUGCCACCAAUUGUCUUGGUCGCUUUGCAGAACAAACAACUGCUUUGACCGAACCAGAAGAAAUUAUGCUUCAUACGAUUUCUACUGAGAGUAUCGUAGCGGAAGCAACUGCAUCGGCCGCAAAUGUUACCGAAUUAACAGAAUUUGAAACGGUCAGCGAAUUAUCUACAAAUGUUGCAACACAGGUUGAUUCUCCAGAUUCUGGAACUGAAGAAUUUACAGAAACUGUUGCUUCUCAGGAGAUGGAGACCAAAGCAAAUUUAGAACAAGCAACUACUUUAACCGAACCAGAAGAAAUUAUGCCCAAUCCGAUUUCUACUGAGAGUGUGGUAGCUGAAGCAACUGCUUCAACCGCAAAUGUUUCCGAUUUAACUGAAUUUGAAACAGUCAACGAAGCAUCUACAAAUGUUGCAACACAGGUUGAUUGUCCAGAUUCUAGAACCGAAGAAAUUACAGAAACUGUUGCUUCUCAGGAGAUGGAGACCAAAGCAAAUUUAGUUGCCACCAAUUGUCUUGGUCGCUUUGCAGAACAAACAACUGCUUUGACCGAACCAGAAGAAAUUAUGCUUCAUACGAUUUCUACUGAGAGUAUCGUAGCGGAAGCAACUGCAUCGGCCGCAAAUGUUACCGAAUUAACUGAAUUUGAAACGGUCAGCGAAUUAUCUACAAAUGUUUCAACUCAGGCCGAUUUUUCAGAACCUGAAACUACAGAGUUUACAGAAACUGUUGAUACUCAAGAAGAGGGAAGUAAGACCAAAGAUUUAGGUACAGAAAACAACCCUGAAAAUAACAACGAUAUUGAAGUGGCCUCUUCCUCAUUUGCUACCAAUUAUCUUGGUCCUUUUACAGAACAAGCAACUACCUUAACCGAAUCAGAAAAAAUGAUACCCAAUACGAUUUCUACUGCGAGUGUUGUAUCUGAAGCAACUGCUUCAACCUCAAAUGUUGCCGAUUUAACUCAAUUUGAAACAUUCAACGAAACAUCUACAAAUGUUGGAACACAGGUCCAUUGUCCAGAAUCUAAAACGGAAGAAUUUACAGAAACUGUUGCUCCUCAAGAGAUGAAGACCAAAGCAAAUUUAGUUGCUACCAAUUGUCUUGGUCCUUUUGCAGAACAAGCAACUACUUUAACCGAACCAGAAGAAAUUAUGCCCAAUCCCAUUUCUACUGAGAGUGUGGUAGCUGAGGCAACUGCCUCAACCGCAAAUGUUGCCAAUUUACCUGAAUUUGAAACAGUCAACGAAGCAUCUACACAGGUCAAUUGUUCAGAACCUGAAAUUGAAGAAUUAAUAAAAAUUAUUGCUACUUUAACUAUUGCAAAUUUAGAAGAACAAACAGUUAGUCCAUCUGAUGCAGCUACUUUACCUGAAACAGAAGAAAUUAUACCCAAGACUGAAAGUCUGAUAGCUGAAGAAUCGGCAUCAACUGGAAAUGUUGCUGAUUUACCUAAGAUUGAAGCGGUUGGAAAACCAUCUACAAAAGUUGCAACACAGGUCGAUUUUUCAGAACCUGAAACUGGAAAGUUGACAGCAAUUGCUGCUACUCAGGAUGAACCUAAGGCUAAAGCAGUGGAGUUAACAUUUCCAGCUUUAACUAUUACUGGGACGGGAGAUCUCAACACCUCUCAUGCAAAAGAAAAUCUUAGCCAAGAAAACGAUUUUGAAAAUACCCAAGAUUUAACUCUAACAGAAAACCGCAUAGUAGACCUUAAAAUGAAAUUUUUAGCAUCGCCAAAAAAUAUGGAUAACGAACUCUAUCGACAUUUAUUAGAAUCGUCUCCAUCAGUAUUAAACCAUCACUUACCUAGUUUUCAAAAAUAUUCUGUCAUGAAACUGGAAGUCAAUAAUUUGCGCCAAAAAAUUGCUAAACUCACCUUGGAGCUCCUUCAAAAAGAAAGGGAAUUAAUUAAAAUAAGACCAGACAUUAUUAUAUCCCAGCCCAUAAAACUAGAGACUGAAUAUAAAGAGCUUGAAAAUGGUGAUAAUAAACUAGACGAAGCCUACAAGAAAAUUGCAAACUUAUCAAAAGAAAACACCAAAUAUGCAAAUGACUCGAAAGAGCUUCAAAAUAAAUUUGAUACAGCUUUGAACGAUUUCUCCGUACUAAAAGAAAACUACUUAAAACUUGAAAACGAACUUCAAUCAAUGAAAGAAGAUAACGUGAAGUUAAGGGAGAAUUUGCGUCAUUAUGAUGUGAUAAUGGAACAGCUUUGUAAAAAAAUUGAAUCAAUACAAGUGAUGUACGAUAAGGAACUUGAGAAAAGAACAAGGCUAGAAAAUGAUAUUCAGAAAGUAACAGAAGAGAGGUUCAACAAGGCCAGUGAAAUGGCAGACAAUAAAUUUAAGAGAAAAUAUGAGGUGAAAAUACUAGAACUUGCGAAUAAAAACAUUCAGUUAACGGAGAUGCUUCAAGUGUUACGUUCUAAAAUGGCUGUGAUUGGACACGACAAGGAAAAUAAGGCAGAAGUAGCCAAUAAAUAAUUUUUCAGGUGAAUUAAAAAAAGUACGAUUGGAUAUUUUUGUUUGCUUUAUACAUUUCUUUUACGUAAUAAAUAUUGAUUUUGUUUUAUGUUUAAA